AUGAGAUCUUCAAGUAUGAGAAAUGUGCUCCGACUUCUGGAUCAUAUCGGCAGCGUUCUCUCCGUUCUGGCUUUAGUGUUGAUUUACAACCAUGUCACAAAGAAGCACGAAAUAGGCGAGUUGAAAAGAUUACAGAACAUACGGCUGAAAGAGGUUUCAACAAAAACUUCGGCACCACAAGAUGACAAUAAGAAAAUUAUGGGAAAAAUAGCAGUUCAAGUUUGGUCAAACGUUUGUGGCGGAAAAUUGUCAAAUUUGAUUAACUCUCCUUUCUUUCCACGGUUUUUCGACGAGUUAUACUUCAUUUCAAACACGAGGAUUCAGUUAAAUCGAAGCAACUAUGGCCAGCGUGCAUUCGGUUAUUUACAUCCACCAGAAACCGGUUAUUACAAGUUUGUUCUAUAUUCCGAUGAUGGAUCAGAGUUCUGGUUUGGUGCAAAUGAAAGCUUGGCGAGUUUAAAACUUGCCGCGAACGUGGCCAUGCGUGAUCACGUAGGAAGCGCUCCUGUCGGCGAAAUUCGCUUCGAUUCACAGAUUUCCGAUGAUUUUCUGCUCGAAAGGGGAAAUAAAUACCCCCUGGAGAUUAUUCAUCUUCAAGGCACCGACGCUGAUUUUGUGGAAUUGCACUGGAUUCGACCUGGGAAACAUUAUUUGGAGGUCAUAACAUCGGAGUACAUUUCGCAUUCUGCAGAAUCGCGCCUCGUAUCUCAAAUUGAGUUUUCGAAGGCUUCAUCGGAUAGCCAAUUAAAAGUUACAAAGCCUUAUCUCGUCUCGUUCCUCACGGACAGUACUGUGGAACGCACGCUUCCCACGUGCAGCUAUACGCUUCCAAACGCGACUAUGCCGAAUAUACCCCGUUUCCAUGGAUACAAAGCUAUUCAAGAAAUAAUCAGAGUAACUAAUAAUGACCGGAAAUGGCAGGAUAAUGUGAAAGCAAAGUUGGUGGUAAAUCUUUUUAUGGCAGGACUCGAAAAAGUUUUCCCAAAGUAAGUCUGUAUCUUGCAAACUCUCAAACGAUAAUUUAAUUUCGCAACAGUACCUCAGUCAAUAAGUCAGUUGGUCAGUCGGCGGGCCAGUCAAUAAGCCAGUCAGUCAAUUAAUAGGCAGUGAGUCAGCGAGUCAGUCAGUGAGUCAGUCAGUCAAGAAUCAUUGAGGCAGUAAGUCGGUGAGUCAGUCAGUGCGUCAAUGAGUCAGUCAGUCAGUCAAUAAUCGACGAGUGAGUGAGUGAACGAGUGAGUCAAUCAAUAGUCAGUGAGAGUGAGUCAGUGAGUCGGUGAGUCAGUGAGUCGGUGAGUCAGUGAGGCAGUGAGUCAGUGAGUCAAUCAAUGGUCAAAGAGUUAGUGAGUCAGUCAAUCAGUCAGUCAAUAGUCAGUGAGUCAGUCAAUCAGUCAAUCAGUCCAUCAAUAGUCAGUCAGUCAGUCGAUCAAUAGUCAGCGAGUCAGUCACUCAGUCAAUCAAUAGUCAGUGAGUCAGUGAGCAAGUGAGUAAGUCUGUAACUCAGCCAAUCAAUAGUCAGUCAAUUACUGAGUCAGUCAAUCAGUCAAUCAAUGGUCAGUGAGUCAGUGAGUGAGUGAGUCAGUAAGUCAGCCAAUUAAUCAGUCAAUCAGUGGUCAGUCAUUCAGGGGGUCAGUGGAUGGGUUGGUGGCUCUUCCACUUAUUCAUUCAUGCAUUCCCGAAUUCAGUCACUCAUUCAGUGAGGAAGUCAUUCAUUCUCUUAUUCAGACAGUCAGUCAUUCUUUCAUCCAUUAAGCCAAUCAGUCGGUAACCUACUCGGAUUGUCAACCUGUCUUUCAGUCUAAUAUAAGGCAUCAGUAAGAAAAAAUACAUAUAUGCUCUUGAUAUGGACAAGAAAAAAAAGGGUCCGCUGGACCUCAUUCUCUUUUGAUAGAGAAAGGAACAUAAGAACUUAAAAAAUGACUAAAGUUACAAUAACUAGAGUUCUUUCGGCAAUUUUUUUUAAUCAUUCUCCAGAAAGUACCUCGUCAAGAGAGUUCUUACCCUCGAGCGUAUGGCAACAAAACAAGAGAGCAACGCUGUUCUUUAUUUUCUUGAGAUAGAAUUAAGCUGUGAUGCUUUAGAUUACACAGAAAGAGUCGCAGAGUAUGUCUAUUUACAAAAGAACGAAGUUGGUAAAAACUCACAAGAGAAGGACGUGCAACUUUGUUAUCCGAGGGAUCUGGGCUGGAAGAAGGAAAUUUCAGUUCAUUUGAUUAUUGCCGUUGAUCGUGAAGGUCAACGGCUGCAUCGUUUUAUUGAAAGAGUGGAACAAAUUGUGCGAGAGAGCCUAGAGGUCGAUUUUCAGUUGGUGAUUGUUCACUCUGGAAAAUCGGGCUUAGACGUCGAAAGGACUUUGCAAGCCACUUCGUUGCAGAAGUACAAGGUUGAAAAAUUGAACGGGGAGUUCUCUUUGACGCGCGCCAUUAAUUCUGGAGUAAGACUGGUGCGGAGUUCACAGAGUAUUGUUCUAACUAGUGACGUUCAUACGGAUUUGCCAGCGGAUAUUUUUGAAAAUUGUCGAAAGGUAAGCUCUAGAAUGAUGAAGCUCAUUCUGUUGAUUAUUGUUAACUUGAUCUAAAUGUUAUUUGCUCCUUUGGGUCACAGCACUGCAUAGAAGGGAAGAUGAUAUUUGCACCAGUCCUUUUCGGCUUGAACUGUGGGGCGUAUCCUGCUGAACCGCAUGGAUCAUGGGAUGACCGGGGUUACCAAACGAUCGGCAUUUACAAGAGCGACUGGGAUCGGCUUGGAGGUUAGGAAGGUUUUUUUUUUCAUACUGUUUUUGAUAAAACAGUGCUAAGGGUACUCGGAGUUUCAUUGGUUAUGUUUGACACGCUUUCCAAUUUUUUAGAAAACUGGGGCUUUCCUCCCAGCAAUCGGAUGUAAAACUGAAGCUUCUCGUGCCUUGGUCACUCGAGUUUUCCGAUGGGUCAUGCAAUUUCCUUUUUUAACUCCGUGCUCUCAUUGAUUCCUUUCUUAUUGGGCAUUGUCGUUUGAUUUUGUGACAAUUAAAAUGCGCCUUGAUCUUUUUUUCUCUACCACAUGGCGAAUUCAUCUCAGAAAAUCGAAACUGCAGCAGUUGAUCUUUUCAUCCCUCAUUCCCUUUUUUCACAAUCCUCUACCUUUUUAUAGGAAUGGAUAAAGGAACAGCAGAUCAUUUAGCCGCCUGGGACCUAAUGGAUCGCAUUUUAUCCAGCGGUUUGCACGUGGCACGUUUGAAGACUGAAAAUCUGUUUCGCUUGUUUUAUCCCAAGCCACGUGAUUUAAACGUAACAUAG
Pocillopora meandrina is the source of this 3272-nucleotide messenger RNA. The record is from the annotation of a GenBank genome assembly. Lineage: Eukaryota; Metazoa; Cnidaria; Anthozoa; Scleractinia; Pocilloporidae.